AGCCGCAGAAAGAAACAGAGAAGGGGAGAGAAACAAAAUGGAAGCAAUUGCCGAAAAGAAGGCGGAAUUUGAAGAAGGUGAGAUAAAAUACGUUAGCUAUGGAGGGGAGCAUCAUCUUCCUCUCAUCAUGAACCUGGUGGAUCAAGAACUCAGUGAGCCUUACUCCAUCUUCACCUACCGAUAUUUCGUCUACCUUUGGCCCCAACUCUCCUUCCUCGCUUUUCACAAGGGUAAAUGUGUUGGAACCGUGGUGUCCAAGAUGGGGGAACAUAGAAAUACUUUCAGGGGCUACAUUGCCAUGCUAGUUGUAAUCAAGCCCUAUCGUGGAAGAGGCAUUGCCACUGAGCUCGUUACCAGGUCCAUUAGGAUGAUGAUGGAAUCUGGAUGUGAAGAGGUCACACUGGAAGCGGAAGUGACAAACAAAGGAGCACUGGCACUAUAUGGGCGCCUCGGGUUCAUCAGGGCGAAGCGACUUUUUCAUUACUACUUGAACGGCGUUGAUGCUUUCCGUUUGAAGCUAUUAUUUCCUCCUCUUCCUCCUCUUGACCAAGAGCUAUAUUCUUCACCAGACACUUGAAGAAUGUGCAUUCUGCAGUGCUGGUAUUAUACAUU
Messenger RNA from Hibiscus syriacus, 612 nucleotides. Its product is annotated as N-alpha-acetyltransferase MAK3-like. Gene Ontology annotation, cellular component: NatC complex. Bases 38 to 577 code for a protein of 179 amino acids. The transcript is spliced from 4 exons. The record is from RefSeq and is a predicted model, not a curated record. NCBI's taxonomy places the organism in Eukaryota, Viridiplantae, Streptophyta, Magnoliopsida, Malvales, Malvaceae. Gene Ontology annotation, molecular function: protein-N-terminal amino-acid acetyltransferase activity. Gene Ontology annotation, biological process: N-terminal peptidyl-methionine acetylation.